CAGGGAAGACCAGUCUGUGACGGAGGUCUCUUCAGGGUCAGGCAGCCAGGGAAGACCAGUCUGUGACGGAGCUGAUGGGAAGUUUUGCUCAUACAACACUUUAUUUCAGGGUUCACACAAGGUGCCUAAAGUUUUUGAAUUUGGCACUCUGAAAAUCAAGUACUGGAAUACCUUGAAAAUCAGACAUUUUCUAAAGUUGGUACUUGAAAAGUACUUUAAUUAAAAUGAGAAGAGAACCGAUAAUGACGAAAUAUAUUUAUGUAAAAUAUUAGAUAAAUGUAUUGGUCUUGCGAAUUAAUUUCCAGGCAGACUAACGCGUUUUGUUUCCUCACGUGUUUCGCACUGUGGUUGCCAGGCGAGUCGCUCAUUCCACCCACACUGUGGUUGCCAGGCGACUCGCUCAUUCCACCCACACUACCACUCAGCCAGGCAGGUACAGAACAGACUGAUUAGGCACAUUGCCAAACGUCACACCGGUAGCUAAAAUGCCGGGCAAAUGUAGAUUCAAUGCUGCCUUUUGUGGGUAUGGAAAAUGUCUGGGAUCUUUUAUUUCAGCUCAUGAAACAUGGGAACAACACUUUACACGUUGCGUCUUAUAUUUUUGUUCAGUAUAGCAUUGCAAUCAUGUGUGAAUCGUCCCUGAGGAGCCACAUGAAGGGAGGAAAGAUACAACGCUGCAUGCUGCCACUUCUACAUUGUGUGUCUGUUUCCCUGCAACAACCUCCAGAUAUCUUUUGCCAAUCACCUCAUUCUUGGGGGGCCCGUGAUAUUUCAAAUUACUAAGCGGGUUCUGGUGGCCGAUCACAUGCCGUUAUCCUCACACAGCCCACCCGCCCUUCUCCCGACCGGCGACACUAAAGUUGCCAGGCAAAAGCAGUAACUAUUAACUAAUAGAUUCCCAAAUGCCCAAUUAAAACAGUCAUUAAGCUGGAAUUGUGUAGUAAUGUGACUAGGAAAUAUCUGUUCACCAUUAGGCAUGUCCCCAAACUCUGUUCAUCACUAGUCAAAUUACAGCAUCAAUACUAACUUAAGUUACCAUUCAUGUAAAUAUCUAGUGAAACAACGUAUUAUUGAGUAGAACUUGUAAGGUAGUGAUGAAUACUGUUGCUUUUCUUCAUGACGUUGUGGCGAUAUACUGCCAUCUGGUGGCAACUAGAAACAAUUGCAUAACUACUAACUACUACAAAUUGACGGUCCUUGAAAAUACAUAUUAGUGCUUGAAAAAGUAGUUGAAAGUCCUUGAAUUUGACUUGCCACUGUCUGUACGAACCGUGUUUAUUUACUCUGUGCAGCAAACACUGGAUAAGCAAGAAGUUUCAAAGAUUGAAACUAUUUUAAUUCUGUCUGACAAACCUCUAAAGUUGAUUUCCAAACUGUAUCGUAGGUUUGAUAGACACUUUUCCCUAAUGACACAAAACAUGUCAAACUAAAAUGUGAGGACAAACAAUGCAAAAUGAAAGGUGUUGAAUGUAAGACUGCCUGCAUUAGAAGUGAUACCAGUUUGGAUUUGUGUACUAAGAGUUUUGAAAAUCCACCACAUAGUACCAAAGCGAUUAAAAGAAACAGUAAUAUUGUGAGAUUUGGUAUUCAUGUGUGCGUUUGUGUGUUUUUCUCCCCAAGUACACAGAUGAGAGGAGUAGAGAGACUCAUCUUCCUGUUUUGGCUGCUGCAAGGUGUCCUCUUCAUUGAUGGGGUGGAAGAGGCAGACAAUGACAUAGACCACAGUGCAGACUCGGAUGGUGUCCUCUUCAUUGAUGGGGUGGAAGAGGCAGACAAUGAGAUAGACCAUAGUGCAGACUCGGAUGGUGUCCUCGUCAUUGAUGGGGUGGAAGAGGCACACAAUGAGAUAGACCAAAGUGCAGACUCGGACGGUGGCCUGUCUGUGUUGCUGGGGGUUGGUGCUGCUGGAAUGGGUCUCCUCGCGGUCCUAGCGCUAACCUACAGGAGAAUCCAUGUCAAGUGGCCAUGGAAUUUAAAUCAGGAGAACACACCAGAACUCAAAUUAACAUACUGGAACAAUCGUGUGGCCAACGAGGCAGCAACAGAAGAAACCACAGCAGAACAUGGAGGGAAGGUGGAACCAAUCAUUGUAGAACCCUAGAGGAACAGAAAUACAGAACACAGGAUGGACUGGAAAUGUCUAUUUUCAAUUGUCUUUUGUUUUAAACCAGGGUUAUCUUCACGUCACACGACUUAGGCACUAGCUAUGUCACUCCCUGCUACCAACACACAACCCCUACCACAAUGUCCUACCAAACUGAUUCAAGCCUAGUAGUCAAGUGAAUUUUCAAAGCCAAGUGGUUUGAUUUUACUUCUGUGAAUGUCAAAAAUGGAAGAAAAAAACCCUCUGCUCAGCUCAGGAUGGGUGCGGAGUUAAACCAACUACAGGACAAAAAAAAUAAUUACAUUUCCAUGCAUGGCAUCUAACUCAAAACUUCACACAUAUUCCUUAAACAUCCCACACAUCUGUGACACACUGCAACACUGAAUAAUAAGAUGUACACUGUACAUAUAAACUAUAUUUAGUUAUAAAAUGUGAACAUCAUUGGAUUGUUUCAGUAGUCUAUUAUUAAGAUCUGGCUGGCCUACCUUAUAUUCAUCUCUGGCAACUGAUUCUGGUUUUAUCUAUUCAAUAUAUUCCUAUUGAAUGGUCACUAAGAAAUGUACCAUUGCUCAUCAGACCUUCAUUUGUAAAAAAAAAAAUUAUAUCUGCAACCUGUUAUUUCUAUCCUUUAACUUGUGUUGGACCCCUAGAACCCUCAAAUUAAUCUCUGGACCUGCUGUUUAAUUUGUGUUGGACCCCCUAGAACCCUCAAAUUAAUCUCUGGACCUGCUGUUUAAUUUGUGUUGGACCCCUAGAACCCUCAAAU
Messenger RNA from Salvelinus namaycush (lake trout), 2870 nucleotides. RefSeq lists its product as uncharacterized. NCBI's taxonomy places the organism in Eukaryota, Metazoa, Chordata, Actinopteri, Salmoniformes, Salmonidae. The record is from RefSeq and is a predicted model, not a curated record. The coding region runs from base 1454 to 2101 and encodes 215 amino acids. The transcript is spliced from 7 exons.